Molecule: messenger RNA, 1058 nt
Organism: Trifolium pratense (red clover)
Lineage: Eukaryota; Viridiplantae; Streptophyta; Magnoliopsida; Fabales; Fabaceae
Exons: 7
Coding region: 198-1058 (286 amino acids)
Source: RefSeq, a predicted model, not a curated record
GUCCUGGGGUUAAAUUUGAGGUUGCUGAUCAGAGUGGAAGAGUUGCAUGUUCCUUGAGUGGGAAAUACGUUAGCGAGUUUCGUAAAUAUUUAUCCACGUCAUCAAACGCUCAUCCCGUUGUAAUUUUGCAGUUUGCAAAGAUUUCUACUGAAAGAGGUUACACCUGUCUUGAGAAUUUUAAGGAUGUUACUAAGAUAAUGAUCAAUCCUCCUAUUCAUCAUGUGUUACAGUUCAAUAUUCGAUUAUCAAAUUCUGGAGGUGUAUACUCUCUUAUUCAUGGGAAACAUUCCAAUUCUGUCGUGGUGACUGAUAUCACUCCAUUUGAUCGUUUUUAUCCACACAAAACUGUUCGUGAAUUUAUCGAUACACAGGAGUCCGGAUUUUUCGUGUUAUGUGCUCGAGUUGUUGGUAUAUUUCACAUAAAUAAGUGGUGGUAUCCCGUUUGCAAGUGUGGAAAUUUUCUUGACAUAUGGGUUGGAUGUUACUUCUGUGUCCAAUGCAAUAUCCACGUUUUCUGUGUAUCCUCGAUGUUUAAGUUACAGAUCGCAAUUGACGAUGGGACAUCAACUGUUCUUAUUCAGUCGACACAUUCUCCUCUUCGAAGAAUUCACUGCCUUAAUCAUAGUUCAUUGGGAAUAGAACAUGCAUUGGCUCAUUAUGGAAGCAAGGCUUUUGAGGGGAAAGAAAUUCUUUUCAUAGCUAGGAAGACUUCUAGAUCAGAGUAUAGGUUUGAAGAUUAUGUAGAAAUCAUAAACAUGACCGAUGAAGAGGGAUCUGUUCGUCGUUUCCAUGAGCUUGGCAAUAACUUUACUCCUACGAAGUCGAUAUAUAUUGAUCCAUUUGCCCAACUUGACGUGGAGGCGCACGAUAGUGUAUUAGUUUCAAGUGUGCAGAAAUUUAUCACUAAAGGGAAGAAGCCUUUGAUUGAUCUAGAAACUCCAUCAAAUUUUUCUUGUGUUACCACUGGAUCAUUCUCUACCUCAAAUUUGAUCAAAGCUAGGAAGAAAUUGUCGUAUGCCUUUAGUGAGUGCACCGGAACAUCUUUGAAUGCUAAUUAA